UCCGGGUUGGCGACUGUAGGCCUGAUGAUGUCAGAUGCUCGCCGAGGACCCCGGAAGUGGAACUUGAACUCGACAGUGGCGCCGCAUCCGGGGAGCUGAGAUCACAACAAGUGCACGAGUGAGUCCGGCCUGAGAUGAUUAUCUUCUGAGAAUUGAUGUCCAUUUCCAUCAUUUCUUUAAUUUGGUUGACACUUUGGAUAAACAUGGCACAACUCCAGCAGGGAGGUCCAGAUGAAAAAGAAAAAACUACAGCACUAAAAGAUUUACUAUCUAGAAUAGACUUGGAUGAACUGAUGAAAAAAGAUGAACCACCUCUUGAGUUUCCUGAUACUCUUGAAGGAUUUGAGUAUGCUUUUAAUGAAAAGGGGCAGCUGAGGCAUAUAACAACAGGGGAGCCAUUUGUCUUUAAUGCUCGUGAAGAUUUGCAUCGAUGGAACCAAAAGCGCUAUGAGGCUCUUGGAGAGAUUAUUACUAAAUAUAUAUAUGAGCUCCUGGAAAAGGAUUGCAAUUUGAAAAAAAUCUCACUUCCAGUAGAUGCUACUGAAAGUGAACCAAAGAAUUUUAUCUUCAUGAGUGAGGAUGCAAUGACUAAUCCAGACAAACUGAUGGUUUUAAUUCAUGGUAGUGGUGUUGUCAGGGCAGGUCAAUGGGCUAGAAGGCUUAUUAUAAAUGAAGAUCUGGACAGUGGCACACAGAUACCUUAUAUUAAAAGAGCUAUGGAUGAAGGCUAUGGAGUAAUAGUGCUCAAUCCCAACGAAAACUAUAUCGAAGUGGAAAAGACCAAAUCACAAGUGCAGUUAUCUUCUGAUGGCUCAGAUGAGCCAGCAGAAAAACGUGAAAGAAAAGAUAAAACCUUCAAAGAAGCAAAGAAGCGGCGUGAUUUUUAUGAAAAGUAUCGUAACCCCCAGAAAGAAAAAGAGAUGGUGCCACUAUAUAUUAGAGACAAUGGCUCUCCUGAAGAACAUUUAAUCUAUGUAUGGGAUCACUUCAUAACUCAUUCUGCAGCUGAGAACACAUUUUUUGUUGCUCACAGCUAUGGAGGACUUGCCUUUGUUGAACUGACACAUCUGAUGGAACAGACCCCUGUUGCUUCAUUGUUUGCUGUUUCUGGGUGCCUUACCCACUUCUUAGAAAUGAUUCAACGAGAAGCAGAUGUAAAAAAUAAGGUAACUGCUGUGGCGUUGACAGACUCUGUUCACAAUGUGUGGCAUCAAGAAGCUGGCAAAACUAUCCGGGAAUGGAUGAGAGAGAACUGUUGUAAUUGGGUGUCUAGUUCAGAGCCAUUAGAUACAUCAGUGGAGUCCAUGUUGCCUGACUGCCCUCGAGUCUCUGCAGGAACCCUUUUUGGAGAACAUAACCACCCAGUCUACGCUGAAAUAGAGGCAGCUGGGGCAUGCUAUGCAUCAAGCACUGGAGUCAGGAAGACUUGAAUUCAAAUUUGGCCUCAGACACUACUACCUGUGUGUCCCUGGAAGUCAUUUAAAUUCUCUCAGACUCAAUUUCCUCAUCUGUAAAAUGGGAAUGAUGCACCAGCCUACUGCCUAUGGUUGUUGUGAGGAUCAAAUGAGAUAAUAUUUGUGAAGUGCUUUGCAGACCUUAAAGCAUUAGAUAAAACAAACUAUUGUUGUCAUUGUGAUUGUUAUUAUAAAGCCCUGGGAAGAAUUACUCUGUUAUGCUUUUGUUGAUCUCCCCCUGAUUGUAGAUAAUAUAUACUAGAAAAUGGACCUUGGCAUAUCAUGCAGAGAAAGAGUGGAAAAGAAAUGGGAAAUUAAUUAUGUUCUACGAUCCUGGUUAAGGAGAUCAGGGAAAUAUUGCCAGCAUUACCUCUCAUCUACUUAGUAUAAUCUAGUGCCCCAUUAGAUUGAACUUCUUGAGGACAGGGACUUCGAAGAGGUGGAAUGGUGGUGGGGGGGGGGGGUUACUUGACAGGAAAUGUCUUUAAAUUCUUCUGUUUUCUGGAUAUUUUCAAUAUGGUACCUCAGAAGACUUUGUCAUUUUUUCAAAUUUUCACCAAAUAUUCUUUUAUAACCACUGACUCCUCAUUGCUCACAUAUUUUUUGUUAAUUGCCUGACAAUUUAAUUAUUAUUGCCUAUUAACUAACAAUCAAUAAAUAUACCAGUAGUCUUUGCUUUAUUUUUUAGCCUGUAAUUUAGACUUUUAUUGAUUCUUACUGUCCAAAGGAUAAAAAAGAUUUGAUAGUACAAAAGUAUCUAUUCAAUUCAGAGUUGCCGUAUUCUUGAAUUAUUCUUCAUAUUUCAUUCAUCUCUAAUUGGAAGAAAAAAGGAAAGAAAAAAGGAAGGGAGCAUUUAUUUACUGCUUACUCUGUACCAGGCUGUAGACUGAAUGCUUUACAAUUAUUACCUCACUGAUCUACACAACAACCCUGGGAGAUAGGUACUAUUAUUUUCCUUAUUUUACAGUUGAGGAACCUGAGGCAGAGGUUUUAAUUGGCUUACCCAAGGUUACACUGCUUACAGGUGUCUGAGGCUUGAUUUGAACUUAAAUUUUCCUGACCCCAGGACCAAUGUACUAUCCACUGCACUACUUGGCUGCCUCCUAGCCAAAUAUUAAUUUCUAGUAAACUCUGUUGAGGAGAAUCCCUAUUCCAACUAUAUAAAAGAGUAAUGUUAAAAGAAAAUACAGUUCUUUUAUUCCUAACAAUUUUUGUUUCAUCUUCCAUUAAUCUUCUUUUUCUGAAAUUCAAUUCAAUAGACAUUUAUUGAUUACCUACUAUGUGCUAUGAACAACUUCAGCUAAAUCAAUCACAGUUUAUUUCCUAAAGGAAUGAUAGAAAGCAUAAUUUUUUUUCUGUUAAUUUUGCUAGCCAAUUUGCUAUUAAAUCAUGUCUUCCUAGUGGAGAGAGACAAUACUUAAGUCCAAGGAAUACUAAGAUAUACUAGUUGGAAAGACAUUGGUAUAAAAAAAUAAUUACAUAUAUAUGUAUAUAUAUAUAUAUAUAUAUAUAUUAUCAGAUGCCCAUUAAUGUUAAAGAGCUGUAGUGUAGCUAUGUGAUUGAAGACACCUACCAUCUGUCUGUUUUCCUAACAACAUGGUAAUUUACAGUUACAAUUAGCAUAUCUGUAUACCUCCAUCUUGUUAGUCCAUGUUUAGAAUAUGAGCCCCAAAACAUUUCCAGGCUUCUAAAUGUUUCCUUUUAAACUUUAAGAGCAUUUGAAAAUAUCCAAGUUCUGAUUUUAACAUAAUAGAAUUCCCUUACUUAACUUUUGUGAAGCAAUUAAAUGCAUAUAAAAUACAUUUAUAGAUUUCUGUGCUUGGAGAAAGACUUCUUAUUUCUAUGAUUGCAGUACCAGUCAGUUGAGAGAUGAAUUGUAUUUAAAUGGUUCUACCUCAAUACCCAACACAACCUAUGCUGUAUCUGCUCCAGUAAUGAAGAAAAAGACAAGAGACUUUACUUUAAAGGAGACCAUGAUUUACAUAAGAAGCCAUCUUUAUAAUUUAGGCUAUAAAAGUUCUGCUGAGGCUUCAUCUAUUUUACUAAUUCAUUCCUUUCAAAGAGAAGCAGCUAUUGAGUACUUCUGAAUUUGUUUUAUUUUGGGUUUAUAGAGCGUUAAAUGAAAGGGAGAGUUGACUAGGCUUCCCUAUUCAUUGUCACUAACUUUUAACUGUGUGUGUUUUUAAAUGGAUGAUUUUUGUUGUGGUUAAGCUAGUGAGAUGGCUCCAGAAAGAUAGGCAACAAGGACCUGAAGUCAGAAACACCUGAGUUCAAAUAUGGCCUCAGCAAUGUAUUAGCUAUAUGGUCCUUGCUUAGUCACUUAACCUCUGCCUGCCUUAAUUUCUCAAAUGUAAAAUAAAAAUAAUAACAGUACCUAUCUCCCAAAGUAGUGAAGAUUUCAAUGAAAGAAUAUCUUUAAAGUUCUUAAUACAAUUUCUGACAUGUUAGAAAGGUCUAUAUAAAUGCUUAUACCUUCCCUCUUCCCCCAACCAUGCAAAACAGAUCUCUUAAUGAAUUUUAUUGAACACCCAUCAAGGUCCCCAAGGAAGGAUCAAGGGGAUAGGAGAAUUAGAGCCUGUCUCUCAAGUUGAGACUCUAGCACAGAGCCCUACAGCCUUAGAUCAUUCAUAAAGGUUGGUAUCACCAAAAAGAGGGGAAAGAUCCCAUCUUUGAUUUGAGAGUGAUGCUUCACCAGUUUUCCUCCAUUCUCAAGGGGUUCAAAGACAAUUGAUAAGUCAGGCUGUUAUCUUACAUCAGCUCCCAGAACUACCUUUUUAGACCUUUUAAAGCAUAGUAACUGGUUGAGGAGAUGAAGAAGGGAGAAAAGAACGAAAGAAAUAAAGAGCUGGACUUACUCCGUGACUGACUGCAAAUUUAUUGGACCUCUUCUCCAGGCUUUGACUAGAGUUCCAGAAACUUUCCCAAAGGAUAAAGAAACCCCUGGCAUAGGAAAUGUAGAAUUAGCAAAACAAACAAGUUACUAGAUUUGCUUAUGGCCUAGUUUCUCUUACUUUUUUCUAGCCUACUUGAGCCAGGCUGUACUCUAAAGCAUGCUAAUAAAGAUAGCAUAUCGAUUUGCAUUCACUUACAGCUUUUGUUCCAUACUUUACAUACUGUUGGAGUCUUAAUCUGUGGGGUGGAUCAGCAGAUAAGUAUAGGGUGGUAGCCUAAACCCUUAGGACAUUCCACUCUACUUGGUUGUGUAUUCAUUCCUUGAGGAUAGUUACAAAAUGGGAUUGACCAGAGCCAAGCCCAGAUCAAUGGUGAGAAUAAGGGAAGGAAGUUUCAGAGUUUUUACAGGGUUUGCAGUCCACCAAGCCAGAUCACAGACCUAUUGUUUUCCUCUAAUGGCUUCCAUAUCUCAUGUUAUCAUCUUUGUAUAUUGGAUAGUAAUUUGACUUUCCUGCUUAUAAAGUUGGAGAAAUGGUAGAUUUCAACAAGAAAUCAUUGAGUGUCUGAAAAAGCAACACUGGAAGAAUCAUAUAAAUGAUAAUUAUAUUAAUUCAAUGCAAACAGCACAAGAAGGCCAUUAAAUUCUUAUUAAUUACAAGGACUCUUCUUGGUCCUGGGGAGAACAAAUAAUGAAACACAUGCCCUGCUUAUCAUAUGCUACAUUUAAAUAAAAUCACUUAGAUUGUAAUGAUUUGCCCACAGGUAGCAUUCAUCAAGAUUCUCGGAUUAAAAAAGAAGAAAAAAAAAUAGUACAUGUCUUCAAGUGGCCUACAUUCCAUGUGAAGAUAUGAAGAGGGGUGGGUCAAUGGGAACCAGACAACAUAUCCACAGAUAAGUGAAUAAAAAUAAAUAACAUGUAAUUUCUAGGAGAGGAGACACUUGGAAUUGGUGCAAUCAAGAGAAGCCUUUUGUAAGAGGAAGAAGGGAAUAGGAAGGACAUUCCACAUAUCACAGAAAGCCUUUGCAAAGGCAAAGAAUCAGGUGAUAGAAAAUGUUUUGUUUGGGGAAUAGCAAGUGGACCUGUUUGGUUUGAAUAUAAAGUUCUAAGGGAGAAUUAUAUUAAGUCAGUCUAGGUUAAAAAAAAAAGUUGGAACCAGGUUUUGAAGGGCUUUAAAUGUCAAAGAAAUUUCAGUUUUAUCCUAGAAGCAACAGGGAGCCUAUGAAGCUUCCUAAGCAGGGGAGUUUUUUGAACAUGUCAAGUUGGCCUCCCUGGAAGAUGGACUAGAGAGAGAGGGAGACUGGAAAAAGAGACAACAAUUAGGAAAAUAUUGCAGUAAUCCAGGCCAAGGGGGAUGAGAGCCUGAACUAGGACUGUGCUUGUGGGAGUGGAGAAAAGGGUAUGAAUGUGAGGAAUAUUGUGAAGGUAAAUCUGUAAGACUUGGCAAAGGAUUGGCUAUAGGUUGGAGGAAUGUGUCCUAUUCAUGCCAUUGCUUAUACUGUUUCCAUACAUAUCUUGCUUUCUCCUCUUUACCUGUCUCAAUCCUAGCAAGAUCUAAAAGCCAACAUACUAGCUAGCAUUUAUAUGGCACUUGAAGCUUCAUAUAGCACUCCUCACAAUAACCAUGUGAGUUGGAUAAUAAGGAUUAUUUCCAUUGAGUUUCUUCUUGACCCCAAGUAUCAUGUUCUACCUGCCUCAGUCUCUUCUAUGAAGCCUUCUCUGUUAACUCUAGCUAACUAACAUCAUCUCUCUUCCUUUCUCACUCUCUCUCUCUCUCUCUCUCUCUCUCUCUCUCUCUCUCUCUCUCUCUCUCUCUCUCAUUGCACUUAAACUACAUAUUUACUGCCCGUACUUAUUUCAGGAUUCAGUUAUAAAUGUGGUGCUUUGUUUUGUGACUAUUACAUAGUUCUGAAUUUUUCAUGGAUGUAAAUCUCUGUACCUUGCUUAAGAGCAAAAAUCGGGACACAGUUACUCUACCUCUCCACUAUUGUCUAAAUAGUUUGUGCUAAAUAACUACCUUCUGAAUAAAUGAAUGAUAGAGUAUUCAAGGACAUGGAGGGGAAAGAUGAUCUUUAUUGGAGCUGAAUGAUUCUGACAAAAGAGGAAAUGAGGUUAAGUCAUGGAAGGCCUAAUUGUUAGGCCAAAGUUAAAACUGAGUGUGAUGCAAUAGAGAAUAGAUAACCACUGUCAAUUCUUAGACUAUGGUUAAAAUGGCAUUUGUAAGAGCCUGUUUUGAUAGAGAGCAGAUAGGUAGGUAGGCAGUUAGUUCAGUGGAUAGAGAGCUAGGCUUGGAAAUGGGAGGUCUUGGGUUCAAAUGUGGUCUCAGACAUUUUCUAGUUGUGUGACCCUGGGCUUAAUCCCCAUUUCCUAGCCCUUACCACUCUUCUGCCUUGGAACUGAUACGUAAUAUCCAUUCUAAGACAGAAGGUAAGGUUUUUUGUUUUUUUAAAGAUUAUUUUGAUAGAAUUACUAUGUAGAAUGAAUAAGAACAUGGGGAAGACAGGAGGCUAUAGACCUAGAAUUUGCAUAAUUUUAUAUUGAUUCAGUAAUGAAAGAAUAAGAGCCUGGACUGAGUUAAUAACUAAGGAAAUAGAAAAUGGCCAAUUCCAGUGAUAUGUAAGAGAAGAAUUGGCAGGACUUUGUGACUGUGGAAGCUGAAGCAUUUUCUGAAAGAAUAUAUCAUUGCUUUGAGAUACCAUUUCAAGUAUUUGAAAACAUUUUAUCACAACCAAAAGUUGAUCAAUAUCUUUUAACUUGUGAAAAUAACAAAAGAAAUGGAAUCUAGUCAUAAUAUUCUUGACCUCUACAUGCAUAAUUGUUCAUUGUGAUUGUCCUUUAUAGUUUUUUUAAAAAGAUAUUUUAAGAAUGAAGUCAGACAUCACAAUAAAUGAUUAUAUAGUGCCAAUUUCCUCACUAUUUUAGGAAAAGUAAAGUACCUUCAAGAAACAAUGUUAGAAUACAUAGUUUUGUUAGCAAGACUUUUGUGCUCCAUUCAGAAAUGUGAAGGUCUCAUCCUUAGAAUAAAAAUAUAGUUGUUUAAGUGAAAGCCUAAUUCCUAAUUUUCCCCAGGGGAAAAAAAAUGAUAUCUGAACCCAUUGAAAUGCUAUAUCACUUUCUGAUAACAAGUUUCAUCAACUAUUCUCAUACUAACAGGACAGACAAGUGACAUUGCUUUAAUUUGUUAUGAUUAUAGUAUAUUUAUGAAAAACAGUGUCAAAUUGCUUUUAAGAAGUAGUCAUAUGGUGAUUGUUGCUAUGAGUAAUUUUAAGACUGACUAAUACAUGUUGAUCAGAAUGAAUUCUGAGAGUUUCUAGGAUAUAACCUAUAGUUCUUGUUAUAAUAAUCUUUAAUAUGCAUAUAAAUAAAUAUUAGAAUGAUCAACUAAUUUCAAGAAAAAUUUCUAUCAGCCCAUUUCUGUUUCAAAAAAGAAAAAAAUUAGAUAAUACUUUUAUGUGAGAUCAUUUUUUAUAUUCCUUCUCAGAAAUUCACAACAAAGGUAGUGAAACAUAGAUACUAUAUUUGGCAAAAAAAAAAAUAGAUUUAGUUUCUUCUAUGUGAUAUCCCUGAGAUAGUUAAUUUAGAUUCAUAAAUAUCUUUUUUCUUGGCCAGGAAUUUUAAAGUACAGCACUAACAAAAAUAUUUCACUUUAAAAGGAAAGUGAAAGUAUCUUUAUUGUUUUUAUUUAGAUUCUCACAAAUGGCACAUCCAUACAAAAUUGUAUAAUUGUUAUUUUUAAACUGUGUCUCUUGCAUUAGUCAGUAAACACUUAAUUUAUUUGGUGAACAUUCCUUGUAAGCAUGCAUACACCAUGUGAACAUUUAGGAAACAGAAGGUGCUUGAAUUUGUGAGAUUUAAAUAUUUUCUCACAGUUGAUCCAAUGAUGCUGGAGUUGAAAUAAAACUAUAUAUAAAUGAAAUACCAUUUUCUACUGAAAUCCAAGUAUAAAUUUUCUAUCACUGUUUUAAUGAGAAUAAUACUUCCACUUAUUCAAUCUUUAGCAGACUUACCUCCAAAUAAAUUCCAAGUUUUAUCCUAAAUAUUUCAUCCUUCCUUUUUUACUUUUAUAUAUGAACAAGUAGCUACCUUUAGGUAUGAAUAUACACAUACUUUAAUAAUUCCAGUAUUUUUACUUCUCCUGUGUGAAUAUUUAUAUACUUUAGUAGUUCCAAUAUUCUUUUUACCUAUCUCCACAGAUAUAUCUCCAUUAGACUACCCAUAGAACAUGAAAGAUUAUCAGUGCUGGAGUCAGAAGACCUGAGUUCAUACCCGGGUUUUAAUAUUUACUAAGCAUAGAAUCAUAAAUCAUGUUGAAGAUAAAGCAUAAACACCAAUAAGUAAAUCAGGAAGAAAAGAAAAGAAACAAGUGGUAGGCCUUAAAUCACAUAGCUUCUCAGUCUCCUGAUUUGUAAUAUGAUGUUAAUAAUAAUUAUACUAUCUACUUCAAAGAGUUGAUAGGAGAAAAAUAUUUUCCAACCUCCAAGCAGUGUCACCUAAGUUGGGGUCAGGAGCAAAUCACUUAGCCUCUCUAGGUACCAGGUUCUUGAUACUUAACAUAUAGUAAAGGUGUUGGAUGAAAUGAUAAGUAGUUGAGUUUUUCCAACUCCAUAUACAUGUUCCUGUUAUUAAUAGCAAUAAUAGUAAUCUGACUUUGUGCCUAAGCAGGUUUAUUUUUAUUAUAAAUACUAUAUUUUCCUAUUUUUAAAAAAUACCCCUUUAAGUAAAUCCUAUAAAAAGCAUGACUUAUUUAGAUCAAGGAUAAGGAAGGUAGGACUUGGAGUCAGAAAACCCGGUUCAAAUCCCAGCUCUACUACUUGCUCCUUGUGUGACUUUGGAAAGACUCCUAACCUAUCUGGGUCUAUUCAUUUGUAAAUGGACUAGGUGAUUUCUAAGUCCCUUAUAAUUUGGAAUAUGUUGCCUGGUUCACAUCUGUCUUUACAGACUCAUUUUGCAUCAUUCCCAGUCAUGCCCUCUAUAGAGCAGCGGUUCUCAACCUCUCAAUUUGUAGCCAUGAGAAUAUAUAAUGCAUAUCAGGUAUUUACAUUCUGAACCAUAACUGUAGCAAAAUUACAGUUUUGAAGUAGCCACCAAAAUAAUUUUUUGGUUUGGGGUCACUGCAACAUAAGGAACUCCAUUGCGGGGACAUGGUAUUAGAAAGGUUGAGAACCACUGCCUAGACAAACUAGCCUUCUACUGUUUCUGGAACUCUGUGUACAGUUUUCUAUGCAAUGGAUUGCCCUCCAUCCCAGGAAUUUACUCCUUGCCAUUGCCUCUUAGAAUCACCAGUUGUCUAGCUAUGAGAUCCUAAAUAAAUCACUUAAUCCCAAUUGCCUAGCCCUUAUCAGUUUUCUACCUUGGAACUAAUACUUAGUAUUAAUUCGUAGACAGAAGGUAAGAGUAAUUAAAAAAAAAAAAGAGUCACUAGCCCCCUUCAAGACUUUUCCCACAACCUACCAGUUAUUUGUCUUCUUUUCCCCCAACAUUACUCACUUGUGUUCAACUUUGUAUCUUCUUCCCAAGAGUACCCACUUCCUGGAGUAGAGGGCAAACCUCUUAAGAGCAGCAUCUAUUGAAUACUCAGCCACGUUUUUGCACUUACUUUUUUUGGUAUGUUUUGUUGCUUAUUUAUAAUUUCUUGAAUCUGAAGAAUUUCCAGCAUGAAAAUUGUGUCUACUGAUACAAAUUGGCAAUUUGUCCUUAAUUUGGGAUCUUGGAAAAUGUCUAGGACGCUGAAAGAUUAAGAGACAAGACUUGAAUCUAGGUUUUUCUGACUUCAGAACCAGCUCUACCUAGCACAGUGCCUGGCACAAGUAAAAGAAUGUUCCAUCUAUCUCUAGGUAUUUAAUUGAGUUGUAAUAUGUGCCAUUGCAUGGUAGAUAACAGCAGCAUUUUUGUCUUGAGUGCUUUGGGCUCUAACCAACCUGUUGCUGAUCAUCCUAAGUGGCCUUACUAUUCUUCACACAAACAUGCAUACAGACAAUCAUACAUAUGUAUACACAUAUAUAGCCACAGGAGGUGAAAUUAAGCUUUUUUAUAUUAGUUCCAAUUCACUAAGCUAUACAGGUAGAUAUUGGGAAUGGGUUUUGCCACCUUCAGAAGUAGUUUUGUUCUUUCUCAUCAAAGGAGACCAAGCCACUGUAUAAUUUACUUUGAAUAGCUAUUGAUGUGGGUUAAAUAUCAGAGGUAAUGUCAUAGGAGGGCACUCUGGUAUAGAAGAAAGAGCACUGGCCUAGGAAUCAAGAGACCUGGCUUUUCUUCUGACUGUAAUUUGAAGCAAAUCACUUAGCCUCAGUCUCCUUGUCUAUAGAAAAGAAGAUUUGAACUUAAUGAUUUCUAAGUUCCCUUCAGUCCUAAAAUUUGGAUCUGUUUCCACAAAGGAUAUUAAUAUAUCUAAAAGACACCAUAUGAAUAUUCAUCUCAGCCUGCUACUCGAAAGAAAAUAUUCUCCAUCGAGAUCAUCUUGUCUCAUAUUGAGCACUUCAUAAAGGUUUGUUGAAUUCAAUUGGAUAUUGUUCAUAUUUCAAAUCAAGGCCAAUAAGGCUAGUUGAAAGGUUCAAGAAAAAAAAAAAGAGUUUCUAAGGUGUGCCAUACUGCUUUGUUCAUACUGCUUUGUUCAUGUCUAUCACCACAUUAAAUGGAUUAGAAAGUUUAAUGAUACGGGUAAGGGUUCAGGGCAGAAAGUAGUGCCUAAAGAUGCUUUGUAAAGGAGGAGUCUCAACUUCCUUUUACUCACAAAUAAUAUCUCAUCACUUCUGAAGCCUUGUUUCCUUUGAUCAUUGUAUUUUCAUUCUGAAUGUGCCACUGUAUUUAUAGCUGAUGUUUAUAUUGCACUUUAAAGUUGGCAAAUCCCUUUAUAGAUAUGAUCUCAUUUGAGUUUUACAACAAACCUAUGAAGUGAGCCCUGCAUGUACUAUUUGGCUAUGAGGCUUUAAGAAAUCAAAUGACUUACCUAGAAUCACCCAAGUAGUAAGUGUGGUUGCGGGGAUGCAAGCCUAGUUCUUCCUGACUCCCUAAUUUAGCAUUCAUCUACUAUACACCACAUGACUUUUAGUAAGACUAGGGGUAUUUAGUGGAUGCUCCAUGAAUGUACUUAGUGAUUGAUUGAUGUAGGGUGAUGGAUUUUUCUGUACCUUAUUCUCCUUCUCUAGAGAUAGGGUUACAAAAACCAUUUGAUAGAGUUGUUCUGAAAAUAAAAAGUCCUUAUUAUUAGAAUAAAGUACUUGGCAGGGUAUAUGGUGUUUAAUAAUACUCCACUUUCUGUGAAAUGAGAAAAUAGUGUAGAUCAUUAGUGUUAUUAAUAACUACAAUGCUGCUUCUGUUCAUGAGUUUUCAAAGAACUUUGAGAUACAUGUUAAUUAAUCCUUACAAAAAAAGUCUUAUUAAGUAGAUAGUGGUAUUAUCCCUACUUUACUAAUGUGGGAACUGGAAGAAUAAAAGAUUAAGUAAUUUCCCCUAAAUCAUGUGGGCUUCUCAGUGGUAGGACCCAAUGCUGAACUGUAUUUCAGGGACAUUCUCUAAAUACUAGGUGACACUUUUUAGCUUAAGGUAUUUCAGCAGAUAAGUUUUGUUUCUGAAGAGUAGCCAGAAAUCUAUUAGAAUCCAGCAGCAGUAUAUCUGUUUCUUAUGAAUAUAUAUUCCUUCUGUGGAUCCCCAAAGCAUGUAUAAUGAAACAUUUGUUAGGUGAAUAAUUUCAAGAGGUCUACUUAGGCAGCAGGCACACAUUAAGUGAAUUCCACUGGGCAAUUGCCUUUCUAGACCCUUCCCACCAACAGAGAGUAGCCAGAAGGUAACUAACCUAAUAGAUGAAGAGUUCCAAAAGUGAACUAUAUUUAAAUUUAAUAAGAAUAUUUAAAAACUGCAAGGUAAGUGAUUAUUCUGAGAACACUAAGAUAUUUUAAAAUAGAGUUACCAGUAACUCUGCUUCACAUGGAGGUUUGUAAUUCAUACAGAUCUUGAUUCCUGGAUUUAUGUCUCAAUGACAUAAUGCAAACAGUUUGGAAAAGUCAGUCUGGGCAGGUCGUUGCUGGAUCCUUUAAUGCCCACUUCCUGUCUGCUUUCUGACCUGUAGAUAAUAGACUCUGUUCCUCUGCAUGUAGAUAAUGUAUUUUUGGGUUUCAUAAGAAACAAAGACUUAAUUAAUCUCAUGUUGGCUCCCAAACGGUCUUCCAGCCACAUUUUCCCUAAUACCAGUUUAGUAUGUUCUCAGAUAAUACAAUUUAUGCUUAAUAACUAAUCUGAGGAGAGGGGAAAGCUAUCAGGGUACAUCAAAUACCAAUGGUCAUAGGCUUACCCAGUGUUUUCAUUUGGCUAGACUAUUCUUUCCUUCCACAGGUCAUCAAAAAUUGACCAGGCUUCAUGUUAAAUCAAAGUUGUCCUUAUAUGCAGGCAAGCCAGGCAUGAAUUUUUUUAAUACUGUAAACUUUUGAACUUAGCUGUAUCCUUUUCUUAAAUUUCAGCAUGAUUUGCUGUCACUGAUUUAUUUUCAAACAGAAUGUGUGAGGAAUGAUUGAUAUAGAAUACAGAAUUAAAUAGAUAUCAACUGCACAUUCAGACACUGGCAUAAGACUCCUAGGGAGAGAAAGGUCCUGGAAGGUUGGCCAGGGAACACAGUAGAGGUUGUAUAGGAUGAAUCAUGAUAUAACGAUGGCAUUGACAGAGGCUGCCUGCAAGGAGGGGGGGGAUUACCUCUUACCCACCUUCCUCCACAUGACCCCAGCUCAUGAUGGGGAUCACUUAAGGAGAGACUGUGGCAGGCUUAUAAUCAUCUGCACUGUGACCCUGUUACUUAUUCUGCUCAUCAUCACUGCUUUACAUCAGGAGACCCACUAUGAACUGUAAAGAUUUGGUGCCACCCAUCACAAAGUUCACUCUGUCUUCCAGGGAAAAGCUUUCUGUUUUUAUUCCUCCCCUUUGUUAUCUAUUUUGGGUUCCUCAACUGCCCAAGGUCAGGGCUAUCUAGGAACAACUAUUUGAGUGAUGGAACCUUACCAACAAGGAAUGAGAUAUGAUAGGAACGAUAUCUACUUGGGUCCCUGCUAUGAAGCUGGACUAGUGUUUCUUAAGGCAUGCUAGCUAAUAUUCAUUUUCCACGAACAGCACUGAAAUUAUUCUCAUGUCCAGGAACCUAAAGUUCAAAACUUUUGACAUAACUUCUUGGUAGCCCAAGUACAAAAGCCAGCAUGAAAGAAAUCAAGCGUUUUUCACUUCUCACUAGCAGGCUAGCAGGGUCAGCAUAAAGGCUGGGAGGUGGCUAUGCCCAACUGAAAGGAUGCAAAAGCAUUUAUUAAGUGCUUGCUCUGCAAAGUCCUAUGCUAAAUUCUAGGAAUUGAUUACAAAUAGAAAAGCAAGACCAUCUCUGCUUUCAAGGAACCUUUCUUGAGAAGAUUCUGAAGCAGUCUUCCUUCUAAAAGGAAGCUAACACAUUUACCAGAACUGAGCUGCAAGUAAACUGGAAACACCCAGGAGUCCUUAUAGUGCUGCAGCAAAGCAGAUGGUGUUGAAUCUAAAGUCACUUCUAUUCAUUUCCAGAACAACUCUGCCUAAAGGUUCCUGUUUUCCCUCAGUUCUUCCAACAUUUGUCAUUUUCCCUUUUUGUCACCUUCAUUGAUAUGAUUGUUGGAAAUAGACCCUCCCAGCAGUUUUAAUUAGAAUUUCCCUAAUGAUCUGGAACAUUUUUUCAUAUGGCUAUUGAUAUCUUGAAUUAAUUUUUUUAAGAGUUGGCCAUUCAUUUCAUUUGAUAAUUUAUCAGUUAGAGAAUGGCUUUUGUUAUUAAACUGCCUUUCUGAAGAUGAACCAUUUGAUAAGUCCAAGUGUUCUUAAAAACCCAGGGUAUAUUCACAUGUUUCUCUAAUUGUUGAACAAAAGCUUACUUUCUAGUCCCCCUGAGGCAGUGGUGGUCAAUUCAAAGCAGCCACCACCAUUCAAAGCACAGAGGAUCAUUGGGGCUCACCUUACUCCACAUUAACCAUCCCUCACUUCAACGAGGCCAAUACAAUCCAGCUCUCACCAGUUGACGUAAGCCAAGCCAGAUGCAGACCAGUCUGUUGCUCUAGAUUCUGUACUGGAACAAAAUGAAAUACUCAUAAACCAUGUAACAGUUAUCAAGCAUAGGUUUCUGUAGCAUCAGCAAGAAAAAGAUACUUAGCAAAGAUGCAAUAUAAAUUCAAUUUGAGUAUACUUUCCCUACCUCUUCAAAGGAUAGUGUUGGUUCUUAGGCCAGCAGAAUUAAAUUUCAUGGGUAAUUUUAGUACCUUUUAAGGGAAAAUGGCCUUACCUACAUGGAAGAUAGUAACCCAUUGUGUCUCACCAGAAUCCUCCAUAGCUAAAUUUUAAGCCCAUAUUCUAGUUGAUCCCAUUCUAUUCCAUUCUCAGAAGAAAUGGAAAAUACAGGGUCAAAAUCCUUAUGCCCUAACGUUGAGCUUUUCUUAUAGGAUAGCACUGCUUUUCUUGCCCCCAAGAAUAGAUUGUUCUCAGAUUGAAAAAGGGCCACUUUAAACUGCUCAGUCCAUUUGGAAACAUUGUAACUGAAAAUCAUAGGUGUGGCCAUGCUCAAGAAAUUUCCCAGAAAAGUUGCAUUUUAAACACAUUUUCCUGGAUCAUUCCGCUCAUCGGAAAUAUAUACCUUGACAUUUUAAGAAAUAUUUUGGUGAAUUAUAUUUUGAAAAAGAAUCUUGUUGCAAUACUAAUAAUUAGGCUGUUUUUCUUGAUAGAUUUCUUUAAACUGUCUGUUGCUUGCAUUUUAUAUAGUUGCUCUUAUGUUGCCUCCUCCAUUAGACUGGAAAUUUCUUGAGGGUAAAGUCUUUUGCCUCUUUUUGAAUCAUCAGCACUUAGCACUGUGCCUUGAACAUAAUAGGUGCUUAAUAAAUGUUUAUUGAUUGAUCUAUAUUGUUAAAUAAACUCUUAAUCUUUGAUAUAGCUCUGAUAUGACCUAUAAUUAUAGUGUGGUUUAAAAGUUAUUUUGCAUUUGUCUUUCAAGAAGAAGUAAAAAGAUACUUUGAACAUAUAGUAUUUUUUACACAAAACUAUAAUGGAUUUUAUUAAUACAGAUAUGAUUCCUUUGGUCUAAAUUUCUUCCCUUUAUUCUGAGUCUGAUUAGUGUAUAGUUUCAUUCUAUUGAAUGAUUUAUAUUGCAACUUUUUAAGUGCUCUUUGAAACCUACAGUCAGCUAAAGGAGUCCCUGUCUAAAAAGCUAUAGAUUGUUAAGUUAAUAUUGGCGUGAAUAUUUAACUAAAGUGAUUUUAAAAAUUAUAAUAGGAAUUGUACAGAUGUUUGGUGAGUCAGCACUAGUUGACAGAAUAGUUUGAUAAUGCUUUAUAUUUCAAAUCACUUAGUCCCCCAGUCGAAUAAUGACAUAGAAUACGAUUUGGCUAGUUUGGCUUGACCAUCCUAAAUUUCCAGGUGCAUGAAAAGUUACUGGUAUUUUUUAUUUUAAUUUUGGAGCUUCUUCUCUGAAGUACCUAAUAGAAUCCACAAGCUCACAGUGCCUUUAGUAUCUUUUCCUUUGAUGUCUAGAAGUGGCCCAUUCCAAAUUAGAAGGGCUUAUAAUGUAAAAAGAAUUUGUCUGUAGUUGGUUGAAGUCAUUAGAGCUAUUUCUUUGGCUGCCUUUUGGGGUGGGAGAAGGGGGGAGGGAAUGUUUGGCACCAGUACUACUAUUAGGCUGUAAUUAGUAUAACUAACAACUAAUGUGAAAGAGCAAAAUAGAGGUCACUGAAAGACUUCAAAGGUCGUCACAGGUUAAGGUUGUAACGCAGACAAUCCCCUGGCUUAAUCCGUUGCCAUAUCUGGUAAGAUAUGUUGAAAUCAUCCAUGCCCUCUAACCUUGAGGUGUUGUACUCAUAAUUUAUUGGUCACAGGACUAUUUUUUCCUACUCAUGCUUAGUUAGAUGACUUUUUGAAUGGCAGCUUUAUUUUAAGGUUCAUGUACAAAUGUGCAGAUUAUCAGCUUUGAAACCCACAUAAGAGAUUAGAGCUUUAACUGCUUUAAUGGUUCUUAUCCUGCUCUCUUUCUAUUGAAAUUGACAUUUUUCUACAUUUUAAAAUAUGAUUCGCUGAGAAUGUUUAAAUGCAAUAUGAUAAUUAUACUUCAAACCUCUCUAUUAAAAAAACUAAUUUAUUUUAACUUUUAGUGAAUAUUCUACUUUUUGUUGGUUGCAUCUUCAAACUUAAUUACCAACAGAGGUUUUUGUUUACAUUUUAGGUGAAUGCUUAAACAUUCUUAAAGGAUAACAAUUCAACCCGAUAAUCUUACCAUGUUUUCAUGUUAAAUAGUUAACACCUUCUUCUUAAGGUUGUGGAAUCUCCUUCAUUAUUCUAUGUGCUUCUUACAUAUAUAAAGAAAUGAACAAGUCAUGGUUUUAGAGAAUCAUUGGUUUAGAGCUAGGAGAAACCUUAGAGGUCAUUUGUUCUGACACCUAGCUACAUUUUACAGAGGAGGAGCCAGAGACCUAGAGAUGUUAGGUGCUUUGCCAGCAGUUAGAUGGCUAGUAAGAGGAAAAGGAGAUAUUUGAACCCAAGUUUCUGACUCCAGAUCUAAUACUCUUCAUAUUCUGUUUCCCUUUUGAAGGAUGUCUGGUAACAUUGGAUUUUAAGUAUUGUCAGACCAAAAUCUGAACUGGAAAAGCACACAAAAAAAGUUCAGGCCAUUCUUAUCUCUUACCUCCCGCUUUAUGUCAACAAACAUUUAUUAGGUAGUUUAUAUUUGAGCUGGAAUGUGACAAAUAAAUAAGAAUCUGUAAUGUAAAAUGAUUCAUAUCACCAGAAGGGUUAUUACGGUUUAGUGGAUAGAGUGCUGGACUAGCCACUUAAAUUUCUCCGAUUCUCAGAAAAUUCUACAACUUAUAAAUGUAUUGUGAGAGGUCUUAGUGGAGGGAGUUCCCACACCAACAAGAUCAGAGGUCUUUGAUAUAAUGCAGCAUGUAAAAGGACAUAAAUAUUUUCCCAGUCACCAGAGUUCAUCCUUAACUUUUCCCUGUCCUUCAUCCUCAUGUCUAACCAGUUGC
Molecule: messenger RNA, 17339 nt
Organism: Monodelphis domestica (gray short-tailed opossum)
Lineage: Eukaryota; Metazoa; Chordata; Mammalia; Didelphimorphia; Didelphidae
Gene: ARB2A
Product: ARB2 cotranscriptional regulator A
Biological process (GO): regulatory ncRNA-mediated heterochromatin formation
Cellular component (GO): nucleus
Molecular function (GO): siRNA binding
Source: RefSeq, a predicted model, not a curated record